Molecule: messenger RNA, 714 nt
Organism: Homo sapiens (human)
Lineage: Eukaryota; Metazoa; Chordata; Mammalia; Primates; Hominidae
Gene: TM4SF5
Product: transmembrane 4 L six family member 5
Exons: 5
Coding region: 38-631 (197 amino acids)
Cellular component (GO): plasma membrane; lysosomal membrane; membrane
Source: RefSeq, marked reviewed
ACUUUCACUCACCGCCUGUCCUUCCUGACACCUCACCAUGUGUACGGGAAAAUGUGCCCGCUGUGUGGGGCUCUCCCUCAUUACCCUCUGCCUCGUCUGCAUUGUGGCCAACGCCCUCCUGCUGGUACCUAAUGGGGAGACCUCCUGGACCAACACCAACCAUCUCAGCUUGCAAGUCUGGCUCAUGGGCGGCUUCAUUGGCGGGGGCCUAAUGGUACUGUGUCCGGGGAUUGCAGCCGUUCGGGCAGGGGGCAAGGGCUGCUGUGGUGCUGGGUGCUGUGGAAACCGCUGCAGGAUGCUGCGCUCGGUCUUCUCCUCGGCGUUCGGGGUGCUUGGUGCCAUCUACUGCCUCUCGGUGUCUGGAGCUGGGCUCCGAAAUGGACCCAGAUGCUUAAUGAACGGCGAGUGGGGCUACCACUUCGAAGACACCGCGGGAGCUUACUUGCUCAACCGCACUCUAUGGGAUCGGUGCGAGGCGCCCCCUCGCGUGGUCCCCUGGAAUGUGACGCUCUUCUCGCUGCUGGUGGCCGCCUCCUGCCUGGAGAUAGUACUGUGUGGGAUCCAGCUGGUGAACGCGACCAUUGGUGUCUUCUGCGGCGAUUGCAGGAAAAAACAGGACACACCUCACUGAGGCUCCACUGACCGCCGGGUUACACCUGCUCCUUCCUGGACGCUCACUCCCUUGCUCGCUAGAAUAAACUGCUUUGCGCUCUC